AUGGUGAAAGAUCCAAGGAAGCCGCGAGGAAAAAUGUCCUCGUAUGCAUAUUUCGUGCAAACCUGUCGUGAGGAGCACAAGAAGAAGCACCCGGAAGCUACCGUUAACUUCUCUGAGUUCUCCAAGAAGUGCUCAGAGCGAUGGAAGACAAUGUCACCCAAGGAGAAGGCCAAGUUUGAGGACAUGGCGAAGCAGGAUAAGGUCCGCUAUGAGAGAGAAAUGAAGAACUACAUUCCUCCUAAAGGUGAAAAGAAGAAGCGGUUUAGGGACCCUAAUGCUCCCAAGAGACCUCCGUCAGCGUUCUUCAUAUUCUGCGGUGACUACCGCCCUAAGAUUAAGGGCGAGAACCCGGGCCUGUCCAUUGGAGACAUAGCGAAGAAGCUUGGAGAGAUGUGGAACAGCUCAUCAGCAGAAGUGAAGCAGCCUUAUGAGAGAAAGGCGGCCAAGUUGAAGGAGAAGUAUGACAAGGACAUUGCUGUAUACCGCACCAAGGGAGUUGCAGGAUUGUCCAAAAAGGCCGCAGGCGAGGACGAUGACGACGAGGAGGAAGACGACGAUGAGGAGGAUGAGGACGACGACGAGGAGGAGGAUGAGUAGAUUAGCUACUGAUGGAGCCUAGAUUCUUGUUCAUGCCAUAAGCCCAAGUGUACACGAUACACAUCUUCAAACGUAAUACAGCAGAAACAAGGAUUGUUAGGCUGUGUAUAGGAGACGUUUUUAAGAUGUACAGUGUUAUUCUCCUUUUGUAAAGUUAACACUAUGUGUCUUCAGUUUGUCUUUCCUUUUUUUGUUAGUGGUAGUUCUUUGCCUGGAACAGUUCAAGGUGGAGGAGAACGACUGUUUCUCUGAAGGUGCAUAGCACAAUUAUCUGGUUUAUGUAGAUCUGUAGUGCGUUAUAUUAGUUUUUAAAAAUAUUUUUCGUAUUUGCUGUCAUAAGGUCCUUUAACUGUACUUUGAAUACCACUCUAAUUACAAGAAUGCAGCUUUGUUUGACAUUCAAGAAUGUGUCUGAAAUAAACAUUUUUCUUUUUU
Messenger RNA from Colossoma macropomum (tambaqui), 1032 nucleotides. RefSeq names its product high mobility group box 1b (gene hmgb1b). Gene Ontology annotation, cellular component: nucleus. Gene Ontology annotation, molecular function: DNA binding, bending. Gene Ontology annotation, biological process: regulation of transcription by RNA polymerase II. NCBI's taxonomy places the organism in Eukaryota, Metazoa, Chordata, Actinopteri, Characiformes, Serrasalmidae. The record is from RefSeq and is a predicted model, not a curated record.